AUCCAUAGUAUCUGUUGAAAUAUACUAAUAUGAUUCUUCCGAUACGUUUCAACCUGUAAUUAAAUGCUCUAGCCUGCCAUCGAUUCGUGCACUUUGACGCGUGAACUGUUUUCCUGACUUACUGUUACUGUUCGAUUCGAUCGACGAUGACGUCACGUGUCUCACUCUUCUUCUUGUUCGUCUGAACAGAUCCGGAUCCUUCCUCGGUUCUUGUCCUACAGACCAGAACUUUAUCGUCAGUUCCUCUCCCAAACAUGGUGAAUGUGCUCAAGGGAGUUCUGGUUGAAUGUGACCCUGCAAUGAAGCAGUUUCUCUUAUACUUGGAUGAAACUUCUGCCCUGGGGAAGAAAUUCAUCAUUCAGGACCUUGAUGACACGCACGUCUUCAUUCUGGCGGAAGUAGUUCAGAUCCUACAGGAGAAAGUGGGGGAGCUAAUGGACCAGAACUCAUUUCCCAUUACCCAGAAAUAAAGGCACUGGCCCCUGGGAGUUGUGGGGGUUGGGGAGGACAGUUCAUUUUGUCAUGAGGAAAUAUUUAUGAAGUGUUAGAGAGCUGCACGGAUUCACAUUUUGUUCAGAUACCUGAACCAAUAAUAUUGUCUUGAUGAAUGGCUAAAUGUGUUAAAAGUUAUGUGAAUUUGUUUAAACUGAUUUUUACUUUGAAAUGCUGCCUUGUGUUACUUUCAGGACAUGGUUGUAAAAAAACCUUUUUUUGUAAGAUGGCAUGUGUCCAUAAUUAAAUAAAUGUUUG
Messenger RNA from Scleropages formosus (Asian bonytongue), 750 nucleotides. RefSeq names its product general transcription factor IIH, polypeptide 5 (gene gtf2h5). The record is from RefSeq and is a predicted model, not a curated record. Lineage: Eukaryota; Metazoa; Chordata; Actinopteri; Osteoglossiformes; Osteoglossidae. Gene Ontology annotation, cellular component: transcription factor TFIIH core complex; transcription factor TFIIH holo complex. Bases 255 to 470 code for a protein of 71 amino acids. The transcript has 2 exons. Gene Ontology annotation, biological process: nucleotide-excision repair, preincision complex assembly; transcription by RNA polymerase II; nucleotide-excision repair.